AUGAUAUAACUUCCAAAAACCCCUUAAUACUCUUCUACUACUUUGAAGAAUUAAGAAAGUAAUUCAAAGCAAAACAUUUAAUCACUAAAGGUUGAAAAAUCAAGAAAUUUCUUAAUCGAUGAACCUUAAGAGAUGUCAAUCACUUUGAUUAAGGAAAAACCUUGCUACAAUGAAUUAGCUGUUUUCGAUACCUCUAUAAGAUAAAAGAUUUCUCCAAAUGAAACUAAAAUCCUAUUGAACAAUGAUCAAUCAAAUUUAAAUGUUAAUCACACUGAAGAUGCAUUAUAAAAUGCUUAAUUUUAAGGAUGCUGCUUUUGUAAAGAAAAUGAAAAUUUAAUCCCUAUAUGUAGAUGUUCUUAAGCACACUUUAAAUGUGCAAAUAACUUUUUAAAACAAGGCCCUAUUUUAGAAUAAUUAAAAUGUCAAAAAUGUCAUGAUUUUAGACAAGUGAACAGUUAGGUAUAUUUUGAUUUUAGCCUUUGGCAAUAAAACAAAUGGCAUCUAUUAUUUGAGACCAUGUUUCUAUUGAUUAUCUUAAUGAUAAUUGGAAUUUUAAGCUACUUUACUACCCACUUACUAGAAGAGUCAUUUGAGAAUGAGAGAAUAUUAAUUUCCUGUUUAGUUUUUUCAUAUACUGUUUGUUUCAUAGUACUAAUUUGUAUGAUUUCUAAGAUCAUAAGCCAUUUCAAGAAAAUAAGCUUUACUAUAAAAUCAUACGAUCCUUUAUACUAGAAGAUUAAUCAAAACUAUAUAAAGUUAAUGCAAGAACUAUGA
Molecule: messenger RNA, 774 nt
Organism: Paramecium octaurelia
Lineage: Eukaryota; Ciliophora; Oligohymenophorea; Peniculida; Parameciidae
Source: the annotation of a GenBank genome assembly